Molecule: messenger RNA, 906 nt
Organism: Aureococcus anophagefferens
Lineage: Eukaryota; Pelagophyceae; Pelagomonadales; Pelagomonadaceae
Gene: CEL1
Exons: 1
Biological process (GO): carbohydrate metabolic process
Molecular function (GO): hydrolase activity, hydrolyzing O-glycosyl compounds
Source: RefSeq, a predicted model, not a curated record
GUGCCCGCGCCCGAGUCCGCCGCCGUGAACAACACGGGCUACGCCGCGCACCACGGCGCGCUCGGCCUCGACGGCGUGCAGCUCGUCGACGCCCGCGGCGACGCCGUCCAGCUCCUCGGCAUGUCGUCGCACGGCCUCCACUGGUUCCCGGACUGCUACGGCUACGAGGCGAUCGCGCACCUCGUCGAGACCUGGGGCAUCAACGUCUUCCGCGCGGCCAUGUACGUCGGCGAGGGCGGCUACGCGACGGACCCGUCGAUCUACGACACGGUGCGGGACGUCGUCGCGUGGACCAAGGAGCUCGGCGUCUACGUCGUCAUCGACUUCCACGUGCUCACGCCCGGCGACCCGAACGCGUACCUCGACCCGGCGGACCCCGUCGCCCUCGACUUCUGGACCAUGGUCGCCGAGGCGUACAAGGACGAGACGCACGUCAUCUACGAGAUCGCGAACGAGCCGAACAACGUCGCCUGGGACGACGUGCUCGCGUACCACAACGCCGUCAUCGCCGCGAUCCGCGCCGUCGACGCGGACACGAUCAUCGUCGCCGGCACGACGACCUGGUCCCAGGACAUCCACCUCGCCGCGGCGAAGCCCGUCGACGCGCCGCGCAACGUCAUGUACGCGUUCCACUUCUACGCGUGCUCGCACCAGUCGCUCCUCGCCCGCGUCGAGGAGUUCCGCACGGUCAUCCCCAUCUUCGUCUCCGAGUGGGGCACGAGCGACUACUCCGGCAACGGCGCGACGUGCGUGUGCGACGCGCGCGACUUCCUCGACGUCUUCUCGCGAGCGGCGCCGUCCAUCUCCAUGGCCCAGUGGUCCUGGGCCGACAAGGCCGAGGCGUCCGCGGCGCUGAACCCCGGCGCCUGCGCGGCGGGCGCCUGGGACGACCUCUCCGAGUCGGGC